UGGUGGUCAAAGGUCAAAGGUCUCCUCCUCUCUCCUCCUCCUGUCUCCUCCUCCAGAGUCUCGCAGUGAGUUCCUGGAGAAGCUGCAGCGUGCGAGGAGUCAGGUGAAACCAGUGACGGCCAGUCAGCCCAUCCUGUCCAGCGUGGGUCCCACCAAGCUGACGGUGGGGAACUGGUCCCUGACCUGCCUGAAGGAGGGAGAGAUCGCCAUCCACAACUCGGACGGACAGCAGGCCACCAUCCUGAAGGAGGACCUGCCGGGCUUCGUCUUCGAGUCCAACCGAGGAACCAAACACUCGUUCACCGCAGAGACCUCGCUGGGCUCUGAGUUUGUGACGGGCUGGACGGGGAAGCGAGGCAGGAAGCUGAAGUCGAAGCUGGAGAAGACGAAGCAGAAGGUGAAGAGCAUGGCGAGGGAGCUGUACGACGACCACUUCAAAGCCGUGGAGAGCAUGCCGCGAGGAGUGGUGGUGACCCUGAGGAACAUCUCCACACAGCUGGAGUCCGCCUGGGAGCUGCACACCAACAGACAGUGUAUCGAAGGAGAGAACACGUGGAGGGACCUGAUGAAAACAGCUCUGGAGAACCUGAUCGUAGUUUUGAAAGACGAAAACACGAUUUCUCCGUACGAGAUGUGCAGCAGUGGCCUGGUCCAGGCUCUGUUCACCGUCCUCAACAACAGUGUGGAACUGGACCUGAAACAUGAUUGUAAGCCUUUGAUGGAGAGGAUCAAUGUCUUUAAGGCGGCUUUCAGCGAGAAUGAAGACGACGAAAGGUAACGGCACCAAACACCAUCCUGACUUUUUACUUCAUCAAGCGGUUUGGCUACAAAUAUUAUCACGGUCACAAAAACUCAGGU
Messenger RNA from Plectropomus leopardus (leopard coralgrouper), 858 nucleotides. The record is from RefSeq and is a predicted model, not a curated record. NCBI's taxonomy places the organism in Eukaryota, Metazoa, Chordata, Actinopteri, Perciformes, Serranidae.